This is a messenger RNA of Naegleria gruberi, 1317 nucleotides long. RefSeq lists its product as uncharacterized. The transcript has a single exon. The record is from RefSeq and is a predicted model, not a curated record. The coding region runs from base 1 to 1317 and encodes 438 amino acids. NCBI's taxonomy places the organism in Eukaryota, Heterolobosea, Eutetramitea, Acrasida, Naegleriidae.
AUGCACAACAAUAACAACAACACAAGUACCAUUCCAUUGGUACAAAAUACCAAAACUCCUUCCACUUUCAUUCUCUUACUAGAUGAAAAUUACAAAUCCAUCUUAUUACAACAGAAAUUAUUCCCCAAACGACUCACUAGAAAAGACAUGAUCAUGGCAAUGAGCUAUGUCAAAUCUUUCGGUACAAGAUCUGAUUCAUCAGAUAGGAUCGUGAUUAGUGGAAGAGCUUAUCUUGAUCGUGAAUUGAAUUGGAAUUAUGCAACUUUGAUGGCUAAUAGAGAGGUUGCAUUCUCAAUUCUUUGUAAAAUGAUGGAAAAGUGUUCGGUUGAUAUGGUUUUAAAUAUGGCAAAGGUGUUCUUGCUGUGGAAUUAUGAACCUCUCCUUCAAAAGUUGAUCUCCUCUCCUCGAUUUAAUAUAAAACUUGUGGAGAUUAUUCCAAAAGAAUUCGAAAGUGAUUUACCAUUAGAAACCACUGAUCCGUCUUUACUCCAUUAUCGAUCACAAGAACUGAGAUCACACAAAGACAUUUUAGAAGUCGAGAAGAUAUUUGUAAAAGCUGGAUUUGUUAACUUUGAAAAUACCAGUGAUGAAUUGAAAGAUGACAAACAAUUUGUUUUGGAGCUGACAGAACAGAAACGUAACAUAUUUUCCUAUAUUUCUGAGAGAUUGAAAAAAACUUGGAAUUCUAACAAGGAAAUUAUAAGAAAAAUUGUUAAGCUUGAAAGUUGCAACUUUACAUAUGCAUGUGAUGAAUUGAAGGAUGAUAAAUCAUUCGUUUUGGAACUGUUAGAGCAGAAACAAACAAUAUUCAUAUACGUGUCAGAUGGAUUGAAAUCUGACAAGGAUAUUGUUAAGAAAUCAGUUAAAAAGUGUGGAUAUCUAUUUGAAUAUGCAGCUGAUGAAUUGAAAUCUGAUAAGGAAUUCGUUUUGGAGCUGUUAGAACAGAAAUGCAACAUAUUUUCCUAUAUUUCUGAGAGAUUGAAAGAAUGUUUGAAUUCUAACAAGGAAAUUAUAAGAGAAAUUGUAAAAGUUGAAUGUAGCAACUUUAAAUAUGCAUGUGAUGAAUUGAAAGAUGACAAACCAUUCGUUUUAGAGUUGUUAUCGCAGAAACACGAAAUACUUGAAUAUGUUUCGAAUAGAUUGCAAUCUGAUAAGGAGGUCGUAUUAGAAGCUGUUAGAAUUCAUCCUCUCCUAAUUGAAUAUGCUUCAGACGAGUUACGAAAUGAACCUGAAUUGAAACAUUAUUUUGUGGCAUUGGACAAACUAGAAGAGGAGGAAAGUGAAAGUGACAGCUCAGAAUACGAAAACUUUCAAUAA